Messenger RNA from Myotis myotis, 2323 nucleotides. It is a transcript of the gene SUGCT, whose product is annotated as succinyl-CoA:glutarate-CoA transferase. NCBI's taxonomy places the organism in Eukaryota, Metazoa, Chordata, Mammalia, Chiroptera, Vespertilionidae. The transcript has 15 exons. The record is from RefSeq and is a predicted model, not a curated record. Bases 74 to 1462 code for a protein of 462 amino acids. Gene Ontology annotation, molecular function: catalytic activity.
GUUCCCCGCGGCUGCAGGUCGCGCGGGCGCCGGGCUCACUCCCGCUGGGGCCGCGGUGUCGCAGAGGCUCGAGAUGCUGGCUGCGCUGGCGCGGGUGGCUGCUCUGCGGAGGACCGGCUGUGUGCGCGGCCCGGGCGGCAGGAGGCAGCUGUGGACCGGCCCCCCGCAGUCAGAUACUGACAAUGUGAAGCCAUUGGAGGGUAUAAAAGUUCUGGAUCUAACAAGAGUAUUGGCAGGACCUUUUGCUACGAUGAACUUAGGAGAUCUUGGAGCAGAAGUUAUAAAAGUGGAAAGACCAGGAGCUGGUGAUGAUACACGAACUUGGGGACCACCUUUUGUGGGGACAGAAAGUACUUAUUUUCUCAGUGUAAAUCGAAAUAAAAAAAGUAUAGCUGUUAAUAUCAAGGAUCCAAAAGGGGUGAAAAUCAUCAAAGAGCUUGCAGCUGUGUGUGAUGUAUUUGUGGAAAACUAUGUCCCUGGCAAACUAUCUGCAAUGGGCCUGGGAUACGAAGAGAUAGACAGAAUCGCUCCUCACAUCGUCUACUGCUCCAUCACAGGGUACGGCCAGACAGGUCCACUGUCUCAGCGAGCUGGUUAUGAUGCUGUGGCCUCUGCUGUCUCUGGUCUGAUGCAUAUCACAGGGCCUGAGGACGGAGAUCCAGUUCGUCCAGGAGUGGCCAUGACUGAUCUUGCCACUGGCCUGUAUGCAUAUGGAGCCAUUAUGGCUGGAUUGAUACAAAGAUAUAAAACUGGAAAAGGACUGUUCAUUGAUUGUAACCUACUGUCAUCUCAGGUGGCAUGUUUAACCCAGGUAGCUGCUAAUUACCUUAUUGGCCAAAAGGAAGCGAAACGUUGGGGCACAGCUCAUGGCAGUAUUGUUCCCUACCAGGCUUUUAAAACCAAGGAUGGCUAUCUUGUAGUUGGAGCAGGAAAUAACCAACAGUUUGCUACCGUGUGCAAGAUCUUGAAUUUGCCUGAACUGAUUGAUGACUGCAAGUAUAAAACUAAUCACCUUCGGGUACAGAAUAGAAAAGAGCUUAUUAAAAUAUUAUCUGCACGGUUUGAAGAAGAAAUGACCAGCAAGUGGUUACACCUCUUUGAAGGCAGUAAAGUCCCCUAUGGCCCAAUAAACAAUAUGAAGAAUGUAUUUGCAGAACCUCAGGGAACACAGAUGAUCCUGAGGUCUAGGAAAACUACAGUGAAGAUGUACCAUUUGUCUGUCUUUAGAGUGGUGGUAUUACACAAUGGCCUCAUUAUGGAAAUGAAACAUCCAACUGUGGGGAAGAUAUCAGUCCCAGGCCCAGCUGUGAGAUACAGUAAGUUCAAGAUGUCAGAGGCCAGGCCACCUCCCCUGCUUGGGCAGCACACGACGCACAUCCUGAAAGAGGCCCUCAGAUACGAUGACAGGACCAUUGCCGAGCUGCUCAGGACUGGAGUAGUGAACCAGCAUGAAGCCGAAUGACAGAAGAAAAAUGCUCUUUCUUAAAAACAGCGUCUGACUGCACUUUACUAGCAAAGGCAAUACUCUUUCUGAACCCUACUUCCCAAUUCUGGUGCUUGGCACUAAAAAGAAGAAUAAAUUCCAGAUUUCCUGCCUAGCAUUUGGCUCUGGUAUCAAUGAAUCUAGUGCUUCUUAAAUGUAUCCCACCUUUCAUUCAUUACCAUUUUUUUCCUCCAGAUAAUAGAUUAAUUGUGAAUUUGUGGGAUUUUUUGGUAAAGAUUUUUUUUUUUUUUUUUGAAAAAUGCAUUCCUUCUUCUAAUUAGAUGAAUAGCCUAAACAUUUUGCCUCCCCAGCUCAUGCAGGUCUGAAAAAGAGCAGGUCUCUUGACAUUCUCUACUUGCACAUAAAGUCCUCAUUUAAACCUUUGUUAGGAAGUCAAAGCAAUAAGCAGAAUGACAGUCUCAGUGAUUGAUUUUAAACAGAAUAACUUAAUUUUGAGCUCAUGAGCUCUUUGUUAAUCUGUAAUUUAAACCAUGGAUUUUGCUGAUGGCCAUUAUAAAACCGAACUUCAUUCUCCACAGGGGAGUAAAUGUUUGACUUAUGCUGUAUUUCUCUAAUUAAUUUCAUGAUACAUAGCAGAAAAUCGAUUUCCACCAAUGCAUUUUGAGGUGUAGGUAUCUAUCUGCAAUAAGAGUAGAAAAGUGGUUCUUUAAUUGAUACCUUAUUUUGAGCCAAGUGUAAAUGCAACAUGUUUGUGAAUGAAUAGCAGAUGACUACCUAGGUAUUAAAUAAUGUAUAAACAAUGACAAAUAGAAGAAUAAAACAUUUUUCUUAUAAUUUGAGUAUCCACUGUAGAAAAAUGUAUCCUGUCUUGAUAUUAAA